Doryrhamphus excisus (bluestripe pipefish) is the source of this 1342-nucleotide messenger RNA. RefSeq names its product serine protease 33-like. The record is from RefSeq and is a predicted model, not a curated record. Gene Ontology annotation, molecular function: serine-type endopeptidase activity. Lineage: Eukaryota; Metazoa; Chordata; Actinopteri; Syngnathiformes; Syngnathidae. Gene Ontology annotation, biological process: proteolysis.
CUGCCGAGUGACGAUGCCACGGUGGGCGUGUUGGGACCUACAAGAGCAGCAGACCUGGGUGCAGAUGCACUCUGGACUUCCUAGUCACGCUAACAUGGACUUGUACCGAUACGCCUUCUCGCUCUUGCUUCUCCUGCUUCCAGGUGGCAGCGGGCAGCUGGCGGAUUGCGGCGUUUCCACGGUAAACUCCCGCAUCGUGGGCGGGCAGGACGCCGUCCCGGGGGAGUGGCCCUGGCAGCUGAGCCUGCACAGGAACAACUUCCACACCUGCGGAGGGUCUCUGAUCAACAACCAGUGGAUGCUGAGCGCCGCCCACUGCUUCCCCAGCACCCAGACCAGCAACCUCCUGGUCUACCUGGGCCGCCAGUCCCAGCAGGGCAACAACAACGACAACGAGGUGGUGCUUGGGGUCACCCAGGUCAUCCCGCACGAAGACUACGAUCCCGUGACCAACGACAACGACGUGGCCUUGCUGGAACUCUCACAACCCGUCGUCUUCAACGACUUUAUCAGACCCGCCUGCCUCGCCGCCCCGGGCAGCGACUUCCCCGCCGGCACCGACUCCAUCGUCACCGGAUGGGGAACCAUCGGCAGUGGCGUCCCGCUUCCUUUCCCGCAGACUCUGCAGGAAGUGUCGGUUCCGGUGGUGUCCAACGCCGCCUGCAACGCGGUGUACGGCAUCAUCACCAGCAACAUGAUCUGUGCCGGACUCCCCGAAGGCGGGAGAGACUCGUGUCAGGGCGACUCGGGCGGGCCGAUGGUGGCCCUGAGUGACUCGGACUUCAACCAAACCAGGUACGUCCAAGCCGGCAUCGUGAGCUUCGGACAAGGAUGCGCGCUGCCCGACAGGCCGGGGGUCUACGCCCGAGUGUCUGAAUACCAGCAAUGGAUCCUGAAACGCGUGACCGGCCCCCCACCGGGAUUCAUCACCUUCCGGGCCCCCACAGACACAGACACAGACACGCCCACGUCUGGCGUCUUCCUCCUGGCUCCUCUGAUGCUGUCCCUCCUGCCGCCUGUCCUCACCGUCCUCGUGCUGGCGUGAUGAUGGGGGGGGGGGGGGGGGGGGGCAGGUUACCUGUUACUUACAAACCUCACGUCUCCAUCUUGUAUGCCACCUCAUUGCUCGCUUCUCCCUGGAAGCCGAGCUUACCCUUUGCCCUUUUCUUUGUCUUGCUCUUCUGUGCCAAACGUUUGCACUGACCCAAGCUCUGGAGGCAACCUCAGCGUUUCCUUUCUUUUGUACCUUCAUCCAACACCUUCCUGUGAAGUCAGCACUUUGAACUGAAGCAUGUGAUGUUUGCACCGACUGGACUCUGGAAAUAAACCUCUUUCUUCAGGA